AUGCGAUCAACAAGUCUCCUCCGUUCUUUGCGCAUGCAAAGUAGAUGUCUGCCGCGCAUUCGAGCAGCAACGCAAAUACCUUCACCUUUCCAGACAGCAAGACCGACUCUCAUCUCACACAAACCAACCGCGCUCGCCUUCACAAGAUACAAUUCUAGCUCAUCAUCAUCAUCACCAGCAUCAAAUACUCGUGAUCCACGGCCCUUGACCGACCACGCCUCCGAUACCGCCGCUGCCACAGCCAACGAAGAACAGAACGCUGCUCGAAGAGCCGAAGAACCAGCUUAUCAGAUUUCCUUUACCUGCAAACCGUGCGGAACUCGGUCGACACAUCGAAUGUCCAAGCAUGGCUACCACAAGGGCACAGUGUUGAUCGCUUGUCCAUCGUGCAAAAACCGCCACAUAAUCGCCGACCACCUGGGCAUCUUCUUGGACGAUAAAACCACACUGGAGGAUAUUCUGGCUAAGCAGGGAGCGAACGUCACCAAGGGACACAUUGAAGGGGAUAUGGAAUUCUGGGAAGACGGGUCCGUCUACAAGACCGGGAUUAGCCAGGAGGAGUCUUCUGAAGCUAGCACCAAGGAGAGCUCGUAA
Messenger RNA from Talaromyces rugulosus, 594 nucleotides. RefSeq lists its product as uncharacterized. The transcript has a single exon. NCBI's taxonomy places the organism in Eukaryota, Fungi, Ascomycota, Eurotiomycetes, Eurotiales, Trichocomaceae. Bases 1 to 594 code for a protein of 197 amino acids. Gene Ontology annotation, cellular component: mitochondrion. Gene Ontology annotation, molecular function: protein-folding chaperone binding; zinc ion binding. Gene Ontology annotation, biological process: protein stabilization; protein import into mitochondrial matrix; protein folding. The record is from RefSeq and is a predicted model, not a curated record.